Molecule: messenger RNA, 1035 nt
Organism: Aspergillus tanneri
Lineage: Eukaryota; Fungi; Ascomycota; Eurotiomycetes; Eurotiales; Aspergillaceae
Product: AMMECR1 domain-containing protein
Exons: 2
Coding region: 1-1035 (344 amino acids)
Source: RefSeq, a predicted model, not a curated record
AUGGCAAGUCCCGCCCAGUGCUAUUUCUGUUUCGAGUGCCUUGCUGCCUCCUAUGAAGAUUCCACCCCUAUCAGCCUCGAGUUGGUGGAGGAACUAUGGGAGAGGCACGAGCAGUUUAAGAAAAUUGCCGCUCUUGAGGACAAUGAUGAGUCGGUUUCUCUGAGGGAGAGCGAGGGUCUCAACCAGCAGAUUGUAGAUGAAGAUAAUGGCGACGACAACGGGCUAGGUGCAUCCCUUCAGUCUAGGAACCACCGCCUGCAGGCGGCUAAACCGCCAGCUGCCAAUCGACUUCAAUGCGACUCUAGUUUGUCAACGACGCCAUCAUCUAAUUCCUCCCGCUCUGUUCUGUCGAGUUCCACCGCCGUAACAACUCCGAAUUCACAGUCCACGCUGGCGGAGCCGGAAGUAUCAAGAGGUAGAAUCCAGAAAGAUAGGCGCCAUCCACUAUUUGUAACGUGGAAUACGUUGUCGAAGAGUGGCCGUAAGUUUCUUCGUGGAUGCAUCGGCACAUUCGAGGCUCAGGAGCUUUCUGCGGGUUUGAAGGAAUACGCCCUCAAAUCGGCUUUGGAGGAUAGUCGGUUUUCUCCCAUCCCGGCGUCACUUCUACCUGCGCUAUCCUGCUCUUUAACCCUCCUCGGGACCUUCGAACCCUGUACGAACGCCAUGGAUUGGAUCCUGGGUCUACACGGUUUGCGCAUCUCUUUCAUCCACCGCGGAAGACGAUACGGCGCGACGUAUCUUCCCGAUGUCCCGGUGGAGCAAGGGUGGACCAAAGAACAGACGGUGAAAAGCUUGAUGGAUAAAGCAGGCUGGACGGGUUCCACGGAAGGCACGUCGAGGAAGUUCCUUCGGGGAAGUAGCAGUACCAAUCAUGGCUCCAAUUCCAGCAAGCCCUGGGAGCAGGUCUCCGACUUCCGAGCGGUCAAGUAUCAAGGUCUCAAAGCUGCCGCUACCUACGCCGAGUGGCAGGAAUGGCGGGAAUGGGUUCUAUCUCUGGAAGACGGGGAAGAGAAAUUUUUGAACCCGUCUGUAUGA